Nomascus leucogenys (northern white-cheeked gibbon) is the source of this 1381-nucleotide messenger RNA. RefSeq names its product synapse differentiation inducing 1 like (gene SYNDIG1L). NCBI's taxonomy places the organism in Eukaryota, Metazoa, Chordata, Mammalia, Primates, Hylobatidae. The record is from RefSeq and is a predicted model, not a curated record. Gene Ontology annotation, cellular component: intracellular membrane-bounded organelle; membrane.
GGGGCGGGCGGUGGCGGCGGGCGGCGAGCGGGAGCUGUCCGCGGUGCUGAAGCGGCGGCGGCUCAGGGACGCGGGGCCGGGAGCAGGGGAGCCCUCCUGGGAGUUCCACCGCGACCGCGAGGCGGGGACGCCGUCGCUCACCAGUCCAUGCCGAGCCCCCGAGCCCCGCGGAGGAGGCGGGACCGUCCGCGGCGGGACAGGCUCUGAGGACUGCUCCGCUGGCCCAGGCCCCCCUCCCCAGCAGCUGCCCCAGAACCAUGGAGAGUCUGAGUGAACUACAGAACCCGCUGCUGCCCAGGAGCCCUGCCCACCUCCAUGGCCCCUAUCCCUACCCAGAGACCCCACCCAGCUGGUCCUGCCAGGAAAAGCUUUACUCCUACCUCCUAGGCGGCGCUGGGCCUGCGGGAGCCCACCAGCUCCUGGACCCAGGGUCCCUGCAGCUGGCCGUGGAGGCCUGGUACCGGCCCAGCUGCCUCCUGGGGAGAGACAAGGUCAAGGAGCCCAGGGCAGGCAGCUGUGAGACCAGCUUCACAGAGGACAGGGAGCCCCAGGAGGGGCCUCCAGAGCAGCCCACAGGACCUGGCCAAGCUGCAGAGAAUGUCACCAUCCAGACUGUGUCCUACGGGGUACAAGAAGAGCUGCAGGACCAGGAAGACGACCAGGAGGAAGAGGAGAGCGAUGCCACUUCAACGGAGAGUGAAAGUGAAGACAACUUCCUCACGCUGCCUCCCAGGGACCACCUGGGCCUUACUCUCUUCUCCAUGCUCUGCUGCUUCUGGCCACUGGGCAUUGCUGCCUUCUACUUCUCCCAGGGGACCAGCAAGGCCAUCUCCAAAGGGGACUUCCGCCUGGCCAGCACCACCUCCCGCCGGGCCCUCUUCUUAGCCACACUCGCCAUCGCCGUGGGGGCUGGUCUCUACGUGGCUGUGGUGGUGGCUCUGGCAGCUUACAUGUCCCAGAACGGUCAUGGCUAGUAGCCAGUAGGGCCUGCAUCCUGACUCCCCUGCCCACCUGAGGAAGCAGUGGGGCUUGGGGUGGCAGAUCCUAUGGAAAGGGCCGGCCCCUGAAGAUGAUCCCAUGAGAGUGGCUUGCUAAGGGGGAGACCCCCCCCAUGAGAGUGGCUUGCUGAGGGGGAGACCCCCAUUCCGCAGCCUGCAGAGCUCAGCCUUCACUUCUGCUUGCCUGCUGCUCCCAGCCCCAGAGUAGGGCCCGGAGCACCACUCUUUAACCCAGGCUACAGACGGGAAAUAGAAGGCAGGGCUGCCCACCAGGCCAUCCCAGCAGGGCCUAGCUCAGUCCAUUCUGCCCAUUCCCUAGAGGAUCUUCUGCCCUACAGCCAGCCCACCACCGACCCUGCCAACCUCCCCACAGAGACAGAGCA